Molecule: messenger RNA, 1803 nt
Organism: Polypterus senegalus (gray bichir)
Lineage: Eukaryota; Metazoa; Chordata; Cladistia; Polypteriformes; Polypteridae
Gene: wdr82
Product: WD repeat domain 82
Exons: 9
Coding region: 148-1089 (313 amino acids)
Cellular component (GO): Set1C/COMPASS complex
Molecular function (GO): chromatin binding; protein binding
Source: RefSeq, a predicted model, not a curated record
AGCCGAUGCGAAGAGGCGGGGCUUGUCUCGAGACGGUUCGCGGCGGGUGAGGUUUAAACCGUGCUGGCAUCUCUCUCGUUUUGUUUUUAAGCUAUACACUUGGCGAAGAGAAAUUUGUAAAUACAUCAGAUCAAGGCCGCAGUAACCAUGAAGUUAACGGAUAAUGUGCUGCGGAGCUUUCGAGUGGCGAAGGUUUUUCGUGAGAAUUCUGACAAAAUCAACUGCUUUGAUUUUAGCUCCAAUGGAGAGACGGUCAUCUCUAGCAGCGACGACGACUCCAUCGUGUUGUAUGACUGUCAAGAAGGGAAACCUAAGCGUACUCUGUACAGCAAGAAAUACGGAGUGGACUUGAUCAGAUAUACUCAUGCAGCCAACACUGUUGUGUACAGCUCAAAUAAAAUUGAUGAUACCAUUCGAUAUUUAUCACUUCAUGACAACAAGUACAUUCGGUAUUUUCCUGGACAUACUAAAAGAGUAGUGGCUUUGUCCAUGUCUCCUGUAGAUGACACUUUCAUAUCUGGAUCUCUGGAUAAAACCAUCCGUCUUUGGGACUUGCGCUCUCCAAAUUGCCAGGGUCUCAUGCAUUUGCAAGGAAAACCUGUUUGCUCCUUUGACCCUGAAGGACUCAUUUUUGCAGCUGGUGUGAACUCUGAAAUGGUGAAGCUAUAUGACCUCAGAUCUUUUGACAAGGGCCCUUUUGCAACAUUUAAACUUCAGUAUGAUCGGGCAUGUGAGUGGACAGGAUUAAAAUUCAGCAAUGACGGGAAACUGAUCUUAGUUUCUACAAACGGAGGUGCUUUGCGGCUUCUUGAUGCUUUCAAAGGAGCAGUUCUGCACUCAUUUGGGGGUUACAAUAACAGUAAAGGUGUGACCUUGGAAGCAUCGUUCACUCCAGACUCUCAGUUUAUCAUGAUUGGCUCAGAAGAUGGCAAGAUACAUGUGUGGAAUGUAGAAAGUGGAAUGAAGGUGGCAGUAUUGGAUGGAAAGCAUACAGGACCAGUCACUUGUCUGCAGUUCAAUCCUAAAUUCAUGACCUUUGCCAGCGCUUGUUCUAACAUGGCUUUCUGGCUGCCGACCAUAGAUGACUGACAUCGAGGCUUCUGCGCUGUGAAAGCAAAGCAGACUUUUCUCUCUGUAAAUAAAAUAUCUAUGACAAUGUUGGAAAUGAUGGGCAUGUUAGCAAAGCACAAAGACCUUGCUUUUCAGUUGUGCUAACAUAUUGCUGUCCUUCCUAUGAGGGUGUAUAAGAGAAAACCAGUAAUGCAAAUGGACAUCACUUCCUCUUCUUAUUCAGUUUCUUCUUUGGCAGGAGAGGAGAUAAAAGUUCACUGUAAAGAAUGAAGUCCAUGGACUGCAGAAGAGUUGAUUUUUUUCCUGCUAAUGUUAAAACUCUGUUUUGAAUUCUUUUAUAUGUGCAUCAGGCAUGUAUUGGGACUGAUAGACCUGAGAAUGCUUUAUACUGAUAAAGCGGACUUAUUUGUUGCAGCUGGAAGAAACAGAGCAGCUGUAACCUUUUUACAUUGUAUGUACUGAAUGGGGUGAACAUAUGUUCUCGAGUACAGUAUUUAUCUCUAGACUUGCAUCGUGAUGCCAUUUUCUGUAUGUAAUUUUACUUACUCUACAUGUAGAGGUCCGGGCUGCUUGAUAACUAAGACACUGCAGUUUUUUGAGGUUGCUUUAUUUGUUUAAAAGCACUGCUGAAUACAUUUUUGGCUAACACAUGUUAUUUCACUUCUGUAUUGUGUGGCAUAUUGUGCUCUCCUAGCACUGAAUAGGUAAGUCUAAUUUAAAAAAAAAAAAAAA